Betta splendens (Siamese fighting fish) is the source of this 3164-nucleotide messenger RNA. RefSeq names its product NCK adaptor protein 2a (gene nck2a). Lineage: Eukaryota; Metazoa; Chordata; Actinopteri; Anabantiformes; Osphronemidae. The transcript has 4 exons. Gene Ontology annotation, molecular function: protein binding. Gene Ontology annotation, biological process: negative regulation of PERK-mediated unfolded protein response; positive regulation of translation in response to endoplasmic reticulum stress; positive regulation of endoplasmic reticulum stress-induced intrinsic apoptotic signaling pathway. The record is from RefSeq and is a predicted model, not a curated record. Bases 337 to 1512 code for a protein of 391 amino acids.
CUAGGGCACAAUUCUACGCCUUUAUUUUGAAAGCUGAAAGCGGAAGUUGCAUGCCCCUAACGAGCAACUUGACUCGAGUGGUUGAGGUGGAGGCAGUCAGCCUGCGCCAGACAAACAAGCAAGGAUAGAUCGAAGAGCUCGCAUUCGGUCCCGGUUCUAAAUGAGGGGGAACUAGUGGAAGUCAGGGAUGAGCGAAUUUGUGAAAAACACGCUGUUUGUGUGUCUGUAACGCGAGCUCAGUUACUUAUUGUUCCGCACGCCGGUGUCCAUCAGACGUUGAGUGCCGCCGUUGCCCCGACCUGCCUGGAGCGAACACUAAGGGGGACUCCAUGAAAGAUGACAGAGGAGGUGAUUGUUGUAGCCAAGUGGGACUACACGGCCCAGCAGGACCAGGAACUUGACAUCCGUAAAAACGAGCGGCUCCACCUCCUCGACGACUCCAAGACCUGGUGGCGCGUGCGCAACGCCUCCAACCAGACGGGCUACGUGCCGUCCAACUACGUGGAGCGCAAGAACAGCCUGAAGAAAGGCUCGCUGGUGAAGAACAUCAAGGACACGCUGGGUUUGGGAAAAACAAAGAGGAAGACAAGCGCUCGUGAUGCUUCGCCAACGCCGAGCUCGGACACCGAGUACCCCUCCAAUGGAAGCGGGGGCGGCGGGACGGGAGGCGGCGCCGCCGAGAGAAUCUACGACCUCAACAUCCCCGCCGUGGUCAAGUUUGGCUACUCGGCGGAGAGGGAAGACGAGCUGACCCUGCUCAAGGGCUCCCGGGUCAUGGUGAUGGAGAAGUGCAGCGACGGCUGGUGGCGGGGCAGCCAGGCGGGUCGAGUGGGCUGGUUUCCGUCCAACUACGUCCAGGAGGAGCCCGCUGGAGCAGACGAGCGCGCGGAGGGGGAUUCCUCCCGCGGCUUCCACGCGGGGCCGGGGACUUUGCUAGCGAACGGGCGGGCGGGCGGCUACGGCGCGGUGCUCCACCUGGUUCAGACGCUCUACCCCUUCAGCUCCGUGACGGAGGAGGAGCUGAACUUCGAGAAGGGAGAGGUCAUGGAGGUGGUGGAGAAGCCCGAGAACGACCCGGAGUGGUGGCGGUGCAAGAACUCGCGUGGCAUGGUGGGCCUGGUCCCUAAAAACUAUGUGAUGGUGGUGGACGAGCGGCCCGGGCCGCCCGCCUCCGCGCCAAGCUCCCCCCAGAGCCGCUCGGGGAAGUUCGCCGGGAGGGACUGGUACUAUGGCAACAUCACCAGAAACCAGGCCGAGAGCAUUCUCAACGAGAGGGGAGCGGAGGGCGACUUCCUCAUAAGAGACAGCGAGUCCUCGCCCAGUGAUUUAUCGGUGUCUCUGAAGGCAGCGGGGAAGAACAAACACUUUAAAGUGCAGCUUUCGGAUGGCAUGUACUGUAUCGGCCAGCGCAAGUUCAACUCCGUGGACGAACUCGUGGAGCACUACAAGAAAGCCCCCAUCUUCACCAGCGAGCACGGAGACAAGCUGUAUCUGGUCAAAGUGCUGCAGUGAUCCACCCGCGUCGCACCCACACUGGAUCUCACACAGACACUCAUGCACAUUAUACAUACAUCGUACUAACGUCUCCCUGACUGUCUUAACUCAAGCCUUAGCUCUGGACCCUCUCGCUGUGACGCCUGGACCACAUCCAGGGCCUCAGCCACGACUCUACCCGCUCUGCCCCCUGGUGGCGACCAGUGGAAGGGCGUCCCCGGCACCUCUCACGCUGGAUGUGCUACUGUGCAGUGACCACACCUGCUGCUAACAGAACGCCUGAGGCCUUUCCAGGGUUGAGCGCUCACUAUGAUGUCAUGCAUACUGUCCGUUUACUGCCAUGCACAUUGUAGAUCACACCAUUGCUCUUAAUCCACACACAUGGACAGACCUUUUGAGGGACCUGACUUCUGUCAGUUUGCUGGCCAUUGUCAUUGUUUUAGUUUGGCUUGCUCCUUUUUGUUUUGUUUUCUCUCUUUCAAAAGGUAAUUUAUUGUAAUAUUUGUUCGAGACUUCACAAAGUGACCAGAAUCACUCUCUUGCCUUUUUCUCCUUAUUUCUCUACAUGAUUUCUCUUCCAUCAAAAAUGUUUCUCGGUCUCUUUUCAGAUUCCUUCUUGUUUCUGUCUUCACGGGCUCAGCCAUUAUUAGUGAUGCUAGUGGAGAUCUGGACACAACACUUCCUGUAAUAUUUCUAAAGAGCAGCGGUGGAGCGUAAUAGGGGAGAAUUCUGAGGUCCUGUAGAGUCUGAAUGUUAAUCAAUGUAACCAAAUGUGCCACCCUGCACCCAGGUCUGCACUGCACUCACCACGCUAGACAUUCGUUCUUAGCUCCCUGCGCCUGCUUUAUACUUUGUCACAGUUCUCCAGUGUCUGUCUGUAACUGUGCCAGGAUACUGACUGAAGAGUUGUAAAAAGAUGUGUUAGCAAUUUGAUUAAAUCCUUUUUAAUCUUCUCCAGGUCCUGCUAAUAAAUUAUAUAAAGAUGAUUCUUCAGAUAGAAUUUUUCACUGAUACAUAUAUCUUUGUGAAGCUUGUGAUUUAAAUUUAGCAAAGCAUUAAUAAAUGAACUUUAUACACAUACAGGUUAAGGUUAUGAACUGCUAAUAAUCCACCCACAGCUACCGACCGUUGAUUAAACCCCCUUCCUUCAACAUAGCUUAGCGUGUGUAGCAGCCAAACACACAGUUGAAUUCAAAAGUUAAUACUAUGAUCACUGAGUCUGCUGUAACUGAAAUGAUAACGUCACCGUCUGUAUUAAAGAGUUUGAGGAAAUUCUAACUUCACCCCCUGAUGGGACGGAGCUUAACGGAUGGUCAGGUUUUAACGCCGGCCACGUUUCACUGUCACAGAACCAAAUACUUCCUGUAUGGUUUGUAGCGAAAGCAAAUCGAGUCCUACCAAACAUCUUCCUUGUUCGUUUCUUCUUUUGCGAUGUGCAUUUGUUUACCAAUGGAAGUGUUGUUGAUCAUGGGGUCCUCAGCUUUUAUAUGAUAUAUCUGAAUGUUAUUGAACAUUGUUAUUUAAUUCUUGUCUUCACUGUAUGUAUAUAUUCAAAAUAAGAUGAGGUGCAUAUAUGACUCGUUAAGAUCCAACUAUGGUACUGUAUCACCGACAAUAUGAUGAGAAUUUAAAUACUUUUGUUCAAUAAAAGAUUUUCAGUAGUAAAUGUA